Molecule: messenger RNA, 1023 nt
Organism: Pelobates cultripes (western spadefoot toad)
Lineage: Eukaryota; Metazoa; Chordata; Amphibia; Anura; Pelobatidae
Source: the annotation of a GenBank genome assembly
AUGCCUGAAGAAAGUGAAAUCUUUAAAGAAGACAGAGAGAUACCUAACGUUGAACAAGGGGUAGAAGCUGAAGAAGCUGACAGCAAUGGAAACAGCAGUGUAAAAGUGUUUGGUGCAGAAACAAGCUGUGGCAGCCAAAAUACACAAGUGGGUUUUCUUCAAGACUUGGGCUUUGCAAAACCUAAUAUUGUCAAACCUAUCAAUGUAGGUCUUGAUGUUUCUUUUCAGUAUUCAGAGCAGCACUACAAGGAGCCUAAUCCUUCCAACCAAGUAAAUAUGCAAAAACAAGCUAUUGAGAAAGCUAGAUUAUAUGAUUAUCAGUUUAGGAAUGCUAUGAACUCUGAAGAAAUUAAGAGCAAUACCGAUCAUAAACAGUAUGUGAAAAGAGAGUUAUCUGAAAAGCUAUUAACUGCAAAAGAUGGCUUAUGUAGUGAUAACGUAGAGGACAAGGGGGAAUCUGUAGCUAGAGAAAAUCGUCCAGAAGGGUUAGCAAAUGUGACUUCUCACUGUAGUGAAACUGUGAUCAUACAUCCUACAACAUGUGCAGUAAAAGAAGAUUGCGUGGCGUUGGUGUGUACAGAAGUCGCAGCUACAAAUACAAAUUGGCCAGAUCCCAUUAGAACAUUAUCGGAGGAGAUGCCAGAGAAACAGUUUGGGGAUAUACUUACAUUUCAAGCUACAAGUGAACCACCCAAUCAUGAUAAGAAUGGUAACAACAGAAGUAAAAGAAAAUGGAGUUCUGUUCAACUUGAAGAAGAUGUAAAGGCAAAGAAAAUAGGGUCUACAAAAAUUAUGAAUGGGCCCUACUUAGAAGCAGAAAUGGAAAAAGAGCCAGAGACUUUAGGAGAAAAAGAUCAACAGUUGAGUCAGCUGGAGGAGUUGCUAGAAGAAAUGCUAAAUGACCCAUCCCCUGAUUCUCCUGAAUUGGAUGUAGGGGGAAACAGCCCUGUGAUUACAUGGUGUGUGAGCAUGUGGCCUGAUCCAUCAUCAGAGUCUGACACAGAAAUAGACGUGUUGCAUUAA